This is a messenger RNA of Nylanderia fulva, 2146 nucleotides long. RefSeq lists its product as uncharacterized. The record is from RefSeq and is a predicted model, not a curated record. NCBI's taxonomy places the organism in Eukaryota, Metazoa, Arthropoda, Insecta, Hymenoptera, Formicidae.
AUUUUCAUUGGCGCGAAAUAUCGCUAGCCAAAUUCCCUAGAAAGCAAAUUUCUUAUUGGAUCGCUCUAACUAGUCGUAAUCGAAUUCGGAAUAACAAGUUUAUGAAUAGAUAACCUAUAAUUCAGAAUUAUAUAUAUAAAUAUAAUGAUAAAUUAAAUAACGUAGUGUUAAAUAAGUAACGUAGAUUUUAAAGACAUUGCACUUAUAUAAUAUUUAUUGCAAUAAAAAUGUAUUGCAUCUCUUAUCUGUAAGAAUUUUCAUGCUUCAAUGUACACGUACAUCAAGAAAAUUUUGUUAUAAUCUGUACUGUUUGACAUUUGUGUCUAUCAUUUCGAGCGUUUUAUGAAAAGAAGUUUUUGAGAAGAGAAAUGUUCAACAUACGGUUUUUCAAAUCGGUGACAGUGUAACAUAAAGUAACAUCUACAUCUAGCGCACAUAAUAUCUCGUAUAAAUUCAUAGAAAUACAUACUGGAUAUUAUUUGGACUUUUGUCAAGUGAUUAUGUGUAAUGUAAUGCAAUAAUAAAGAUUCCAUAGAAAAGAAUGCUUACUUUGCAUAAUCGCAGGCAGAAUCGCAAGAUUGCAAGAUAUAAUCACUUUGUUCGUAAAAAGGUGACCAUUAAUUAUACAUUUUUUUUAUCACUUGAGACAUAUCGCAAUUAUGGAGAUAUUAAACGCUAAAGAUGUCAGUGAACCACUCGCUUCUCUUUCCACAAAGUGUCACGAGAAUUCCAUACUGGUUUCGUGCAAUUGGCAGAUUACUAAUAAUAAGCAAUUCAUUGAUGUUAUUACCACUGCGUCGUUACAGCAUCCACCUGCAAAAAUAAACUGUGAAGAUGUAGCUUUUCUGGAUACCUGUAUUGCUCUGCAGUCAUCAAACUUUGACCCAUGUACAUUGGACAUCAAGGUAACGAGCUGUCAGAAAAUAGCACGCAUUGCUAUUGUUUCCGAGAGCAAUGUUCUAGAAAUCUUCAAACAAUAUGGAGAAUAUGAAACAACAAUAUUCGCCGAGUUUAUAGACGAGUAUGAAGAUAAUACUGUUUACCUUGGAGAAACAAUGAUACAACCUCCUACAACAGAAGCUAGUAUUAAGUUUAUCAGAACAAAAAAUAAAAGCUCUACCAUGUGGGUAUAUGGUAUAAGACUGUUUUUGAUAGAUUCUAUAAAAGAGGCAAAACCCAGUGCCUUCAACCCUGACAUUAUUCAGACCUUUCUCAGUAAUCGCAACAGUAAAAUGAGUCCAGGAGCAGAAAUGGCAAUGAAAGUAUUUGGAUAUUAUAAUAAACAAGAAAUUGUGAAUAAGGAGCAGUUUUGUCAAAAUAAUUUGGAAAACCUUGCUCCAAAUUCACAAUAUUCCGAAUGUAAAAAUGGAAUUGGAAGAAGAGAUAAUGAAAAAGAAUGUUCAAAUUAUGAAGAUAAUUAUGAAAAGUCAGAUUCUGUCGAAUGCAAAAGUGAAACUGAAAGGAAAGACAAUGAAGACUGUCCAAAUUGUGAAGAAGAUAAUAAAAAAUUAGAUAUGGAUAUCAGAUCUUGUACCAAUAGUGAAAGAGAGUCUAAAGAGGCAAAAUCAAGUGCCUUUAAUUAUAAAGACUUUAUUCAGACUUUUCUCAGUAAUGUCAAUGGCAAUAUGAGUCAAGAGGCUGAUAUGGUAAUGAGAAUGCAUAGACAUUAUAAUAAUAAACAGAAAAUUAAUAUGAACAAUGAGUUUUACCAGGGAAAUUUAAAAACUCUUGCUUCAAACUCAGAGUAUCUUGAAUAUAAAAAUAAGAAUGGAAGAGAAAAUAGUGAAAAGGAAUGUUCAAAUCAUGAGAAUGAGCAUGAAAAGUUAAAUUCUUUCGGAAGUAGAACCAGGAAUGUAGAACAAGCCAAUAAAAAAGACUAUUCAAACUGUAGUGAAGAUAGUAAACAAUCUGACAUCAAAACUUAUAUCGAUAAUAAAUUUUAUGAUAUAGAGAAUAAACUAAUGGAAAGGCUAAAUCAGAUAGAGGUUAGUACUAAUCAGAAAUUAGAUGCUAUUUUGGAAAGACUUGAAGCAUUGAAAUUAAAAUAAUUGUUUUUUGUUAGGAUUAAUUUUUGAUAUUUAAUAAAACAAGACACACACAUACUCAAGUAGAAUUAUAACAGAAAAGUAAUAUAUCUAAUAAUUAA